GUCUGCUACAUGUGCUGGGCAAUGAACCUGACACUCCAGGCCAGAGUGGUCUGAGGCAUUUGGGGAAGUAGAGGAAGUUCUGGAGAAGAUGGCCAUGGCCCCUAGUCCUUCCCUGCCUCAAGUGUACACCAACCCCGUGGCAGUGGCUGUGUGGGAAUGGCAGGAUGGACUGGGUACCUGGCACCCCUACAGUGCCACUGUCUGCAGCUAUAUUGAACAGCAAUUUGUCCAGCAGAAGGGCCAGCGUUUUGGGCUAGGAAGCCUGGCCCAUAGCAUCCCUUUGGGCCAGGCUGACCCGUCCCUGGCCCCUUAUAUCAUUGACCUUCCCAGCUGGACUCAGUUCCGCCAGGACACUGGUACCAUGCGGGCUGUGAGGAGGCACCUGUUCCCCCAGCAUUCAGCCCCAGGCCUGGGGAUCACCUGGGAGUGGCUGAGUGAUGACGGCUCCUGGACGGCCUACGAAGCCAGUGUCUGUGACUAUCUGGAGCAGCAGGUGGCCCGGGGUAACCAGCUCGUGGACUUGGCUCCCCUUGGGUACAACUACACUGUCAACUACACCACCCACACGCAGACCAACAAGACUUCCAGUUUCUGCCGUAGAGUUCGGCGCCAGGCAGGACCCCCUUAUCCGGUGACCACCGUCAUUGCUCCGCCGGGCCACAUGGGAGUCGCCUGCUCUUGCCACCAGUGCCUCAGCGGCAGCGGAACUGGCCCUGUGUCAGGUCGCUACCGCCACUCCAUGACCAACCUCCCUGCAUACCCUGUCCCUCAGCCCCCCCACAGGACCACCAUUGUCUUUGGGGCCCACCAGGCCUUCGCCCCGUACAACAAGCCCUCACUUUCUGGGGCGAGGUCUGCUCCCAGGCUGAACACCACCAACCCCUGGGGUGGGGCACCGCCCUCGUUGGGGAACCAGCCCCUCUACCACUCCAGCCUCUCCCAUCUGGGACUGCAGCACCUACCCCCAGGAUCGUCCACUGCCGGUGGAGCCAGUGCCUCCCUUCCCAGCGGCCCUUCAAGCAGCCCUGGGAGUGUCCCCACCACUGUGCCCGUGCAGAUGUCGAAGCCCAGCAGGGUCCAGCAAGCCCUUGCAGGCAUGACGAGUAUUCUGAUGUCAGCCAUUGGACUCCCUGUGUGUCUUAGCCGCGCACCCCAGCCCACCAGCCCUCCCGCCUCCUGUCUGGCCUCUAAAAGUCACAGCUCAGUUAAGAGAUUGAGGAAAAUGUCCGUGAAAGGAGUGACCACAAAGCCAGAGCCAGAGCAGGUGAUAAAAAACUACACUGAAGAGCUGAAAACGCCCCCAGAUGAGGACUGCAUCAUCUGCAUGGAGAAGCUGUCUGCGGUGUCAGGGUACAGUGAUGUGGCUGACAGCAAGGCCAUUGGUCCCGUGACCGUGGGCCGCCUUGCCAGGUGCAGCCAUGCCUUCCACCUGCUCUGCCUGCUGGCCAUGUACUGCAGCGGGAACAAGGAUGGAAGUUUGCAGUGUCCAGCCUGCAAAACCAUCUAUGGAGAGAAAACUGGGACCCAACCCAGGGGGAAGAUGGAUGUGUUCCAGUUCCAAGUUUCCCUCCCUGGCCAUGAGGACUGCGGAACAAUACUCAUAGUUUACAACAUUCCCAGUGGCAUUCAGGGCCCAGAACACCCCAACCCUGGAAAGCCAUUCACCGCCAGAGGGUUUCCUCGCCAGUGCUACCUUCCUGACAAUGCCCAGGGGCGCAAGGUUCUGGAACUGCUGAAGGUGGCCUGGAAGAGGAGACUCAUAUUCACAGUGGGGACAUCUAGUACCACGGGCGAGACGGACACAGUGGUGUGGAACGAGAUCCACCACAAGACAGAGAUGGACCGAAAUGUCACAGGUCAUGGCUACCCUGACCCCAACUACCUGCAGAACGUUCUGGCAGAGCUGGCCGCUCAGGGGGUAACAGAGGACUGCCUGGAGCAGCAGUGACUACCUGGCUGGCCCCGUUCCCCACUGUCAUGCUUGCCUCUGGCACCACCAGGGCAGGGCUGCCCCUGGGAUGGGCCGGCGGGAAGGUGCCUUUUGUGAGGGGUUGGGAUGUUUGUCAGGGACACAGGCACGCACCACUGAAAGCUGGAGCUUCUCCUGCCUGCCUUUCCUCCACCGCCCCCUUCAGGCCUAGAUCUUGUGGGAACUGGGCAAGACUAGGGAGUUGUACUUGGGCUUAAGAGCAGCUACCUCAGUCACAGCCUUCUGUCUUCAGUGGGCGGCCUGGGCCCUCAGUGCCGGGGGCCUGGCGUGGGGCCAGGAGAAACUGCUCCCUCCCCAGCCAGGGGCAGGUUUGGGUCUGGAUCAGCUUCUUAUACCUCAGAUGUUCUGUUUGCAAUAAAUGCCCUCUAGCCAA
This is a messenger RNA of Condylura cristata (star-nosed mole), 2363 nucleotides long. It is a transcript of the gene DTX2, whose product is annotated as deltex 2, E3 ubiquitin ligase. The record is from RefSeq and is a predicted model, not a curated record. Gene Ontology annotation, molecular function: ubiquitin protein ligase activity; zinc ion binding. The transcript is spliced from 9 exons. Bases 89 to 1948 code for a protein of 619 amino acids. Gene Ontology annotation, cellular component: nucleoplasm. NCBI's taxonomy places the organism in Eukaryota, Metazoa, Chordata, Mammalia, Eulipotyphla, Talpidae. Gene Ontology annotation, biological process: protein ubiquitination; Notch signaling pathway.